GCGAUGGGGAUGAAUGAAUGGAAUGAAUUUGUAAAAGGACGAUGAAGUUUCAUAUUGUCUGUUUUCUUCCUAUGAAUAGAGAGGAGUUUUGGAAAGUGAGGUCGUCCAACGAGUUUCUUCGCUUUCUAUGCAAUGAGAAGAAAAGUAAUUUUGAGAAAAUAGAAAUAGAAGAGGAGUGGAUGGAUUCUGACGGAACGGGUCACCGUAGAGUUCGUUACACUCCGAGAAUGGAGUUUUUUGAGUUGGCAAAGAUGGCCAGAAAAUAUGUAGAAAAGUUUUUUACGGGUUUUGAAGAUGUACAAACGUGGAACGACAUUUCUGCCCCUUUUUGUCAAGUGUUUAUAAACCGUCCUUUGGGAAAGUUGGAAGACAGAGUGGUUACCCGAGGACAGGUUACAGUUGAACCUGCUGGAGAAGAACAGUGCAAACAUGUUAUGGUUGGAGAUUGUACUGCAAAUAUUAUGGGAAUUGGCACGUUGAUAGAAAGUGCAGUGGUAGCUAACAUGGAGAAAUUCUACAAGUACACUUACCCGACAGUAGUGGCGCGUUAUAAGAAAUACAAGGACUCUCUUGCAUAUUCUUGUAAUAGUCAAGGACUCAAUGACUUGAAAGCAACUCCACAGGUUUCAACUGCAGCUUGAGGUACGAACUGGUAUAAUUGCUUG
Messenger RNA from Galdieria sulphuraria, 665 nucleotides. RefSeq lists its product as uncharacterized. The coding region runs from base 42 to 641 and encodes 199 amino acids. NCBI's taxonomy places the organism in Eukaryota, Rhodophyta, Bangiophyceae, Galdieriales, Galdieriaceae. The transcript has a single exon. The record is from RefSeq and is a predicted model, not a curated record.